GCAUCCUCCUUCCAGCCCCGCUCCUCUCUCCUCUCGCCGAGCGCUCCGCCGGGAUCGCGCCGGCAGCAUGGCUGCAAAAAGUAAGGGCAAGUCGCUGAGCUGUUUUGGCUACCCCUUGAGCAUCUUCUUCAUCAUCAUCAAUGAGUUCUGCGAGCGGUUCUCCUACUAUGGCAUGCGAGCGGUGCUCGUUUUGUAUUUCAAAUAUUUUCUGCAAUGGGAUGACAACUUGUCUACAGCCAUCUACCACACGUUCGUUGCUCUGUGCUACUUGACGCCGAUCCUCGGAGCGCUCAUUGCGGACUCUUGGCUGGGAAAAUUUAAGACCAUUGUCUCCCUAUCGAUUGUCUAUACAAUUGGGCAGGUAGUCAUGUCUGUGAGCUCCAUAAAUGACCUGACGGAUCACAGCCGGGAUGGCUUCCCUGAUAAUGUAUCGGUGCACAUUGCUCUGUCCAUGAUUGGCUUGAUCCUCAUUGCACUUGGUACUGGUGGGAUCAAACCUUGUGUGUCAGCGUUUGGUGGAGAUCAGUUUGAAGAUGAUCAGGAAAAACAAAGAAGUAGAUUCUUCUCCAUCUUUUAUUUGUCCAUUAAUGCUGGAAGUCUCCUAUCUACUAUAAUCACCCCAAUUCUCAGAGCUCAAGAGUGCGGCAUUCACAGCAAACAGCGAUGUUACCCACUAGCUUUUGGAGUUCCUGCUGCCCUCAUGGCUAUCUCCUUGUUUGUGUUUAUAGUUGGAAGUGGAAUGUACAAGAAAGUUCAACCUCAAGGAAAUAUAAUGAUUCAAGUUUCCAAAUGCAUUGGAUUUGCCAUCAAAAACAGGUUUCGGCAUCGCAGCAAGCAGUUCCCCAAGAGAGAGCACUGGCUAGAUUGGGCGAGCGAGAAGUAUGAUAAACGACUGAUUGCUCAGACUAAGAUGGUGUUGAAGGUGCUUUUCCUUUACAUACCUCUUCCCAUGUUCUGGGCACUUUUUGACCAGCAGGGGUCAAGAUGGACACUGCAAGCCACAACAAUGGACGGGAAUUUUGGAGCUAUUCAGAUUCAGCCAGACCAAAUGCAGACUGUGAAUCCAAUCCUGAUUAUUAUAAUGGUCCCAGUUGUAGAUGGUGUGAUUUAUCCUUUAAUCAAGAAAUGCAAGAUCAAUUUUACGCCCCUGAGGAAGAUCACUGUCGGUAUGUUCCUUGCAUCUUUGGCUUUUGUUGCUGCUGCCCUUGUGCAAGUGCAGAUAGACAAAACUCUUCCAGUUUUCCCUGCAGCUGGGCAAUCCCAAAUAAAAAUUAUAAAUCUAGAUACUAAUAAUGCAACAGUUGGGUUUGGAUCUCAACUUAACAGUGUGAAUGUAAUGUCUAUGAAAUCGACGGACUACAUGACAUUUGAGACUUCUCAGUUGCGAUCAUUAACCGUAACUUAUGGAAAUAAAACUACAAUUAAAUCUGUCAUGUUGUCAGAGGAAAGCCGUUACACUCUUGGAAUUAAAACUAACACGAUGAGCGUUGUUGCUGAAUUGCUGUCUGAUGAGGUCACAUCAAAACCAGAAGAAGGGAAUAAUCUCAUCAGGUUCAUAAACAAUUUCCCUGAUGAUAUCAAUGUCACUAUGGGUGGCACUUCUUUUGGAAUACUGAAGCCUCUUUCUGCCAGUAAUUAUAGCCUCUUUCCAGGAGGAAGAAAAGAUGAGAUUAUGGCUUCUAUAAAUUCAGUCCCCUGUUCAAUUACUUCAAGGGCAUUUGGAUUUGGCAGUGCCUAUACAAUUGUAAUUAACGGGUGUUCUCAAGAUGGUCUUGAUAUAUUAUAUUCUGAAGAUAUCCCGCCCAAUACAGUCCAUAUGGCUUGGCAGAUCCCUCAGUAUUUUAUUCUUACAUGCGCAGAAGUAGUUUUCUCUGUCACUGGGCUGGAGUUUUCAUACUCACAGGCCCCAUCUAACAUGAAGGCAGUGCUGCAGGCAGGAUGGCUGCUGACGGUGGCUGUUGGUAAUAUAAUUGUCCUUAUCGUGGCUGGAGCAUCCAAACUCAGCGAGCAGUGGGCAGAGUACGUGCUGUUUGCUGCUUUGCUGUUGGCAGUUUGCAUCAUUUUUGCUGUCAUGGCUUAUUUUUAUACCUAUAUUGAUCCAAACGAGGUUGAAGCCCAACUUGACGAGGAAGAAAAGAAACAAGUCAAAAAGGAUCAAGAAGUCUAUGAAAAGCAAGUUGAAGAUGACUCUCAGAUGUAAAAGGUGUAUUCAAGGUGUGUUUGUAACUUAUGGUAACCCGUUAACUAUCCCUGUAGUAAGAGGAAUCACAGUAUCAGCAGCACCUCUGCAUAAUAUGCUCUAUGGGAGAGGUUAAAAAAAAAACAAACUGUUUUAAUUUAAAAUGCAGCCUCUCUUGGGAAGCAAGAGGAAAAGACUUGAACUGAACAUGGUAUCCUGAAGAAACUCCAGCAGAAUUUGCACUCUUAAUGUACCUCAAGCUUAAAUACUACUGCAUUAAACUGUUGAGGUUGCACUCGGCACUAUUAGACCCUGUGAAAAGAUGUAUUUUUAUACUGCAUUUCAAUUUUAUAUCAUGAAAGAAACAAGUAUUGCAAAAAAAAUAGUAACUAAAGCCACAUUGUCUGCAUGACCCCUCUACCCUCCCUGUUACUUUUGAAAGCAGCAGGUCACGUGUACUUCCUUAGGGAUAAUGGGAGCAAAGCUCUGGCGUUGCUCAGCUUCGAGUGCUGUCUGUGCUCCGCAUGGCAGUAACUUGGACGUGCCCUGUAAUAUAACGCUUUAUGUGUCUGUUAACUACCCAUUUAAUUCCUGGUUAUGUUUUUAAUUAAAUGUAUUAAUGUCCACUCUGGUAAACAGACAAUGGCAAAUGAGAUUUGGAAUAAGCAACAGCAAUAAAACUUGUGUUACAACACAAAGUAAUGGAAGUGAUGUAAAAGUAUUACUUGCUAUUACCUCUCUGCUGCUUAUGUGUUUCAUCACUCGA
Molecule: messenger RNA, 2945 nt
Organism: Grus americana (Whooping crane)
Lineage: Eukaryota; Metazoa; Chordata; Aves; Gruiformes; Gruidae
Gene: SLC15A1
Product: solute carrier family 15 member 1
Exons: 23
Coding region: 68-2200 (710 amino acids)
Biological process (GO): oligopeptide transport; transmembrane transport
Cellular component (GO): membrane
Molecular function (GO): dipeptide transmembrane transporter activity
Source: RefSeq, a predicted model, not a curated record